UUAUUUUUGAUUGGUACAAAGUUGUAAACUGCGUUUUUAUUUGAUGGUCAAUCAGGAAAAUUUAUAUUGUGCUGCUUGAAAUCGAUUACAAACGAUAAUUUUAUAAUCGUUUUAUGAAAGCGAAAUACAAAAACACCCUGACAAUGUUUUUUUUGCAUGGUAAAGAGUAUUAAGGGCAAAAUGCUCGUGACAUGACGCCAUAUUUCUAAUGAAAAUAUAACUGUCAAACCUAAAUCAAAUCAUGAAACCCUGUCAAAGUUGAAUAUCGUAAGUAAACAAUAAUAAUCCGUAAAAUUUUGAUUUUUUCCCUCAUAUUCAGAGGGCACCUAACGGUCAUGGUUGUUAGCACCAAUAUGGGUUCUCAUCAUGUGAACUGUGAUUUUAAUUCCUGCAGAAUGUAAGAAAGUAAAUAUUUAUAACAUGCUCCAAACACGUAGAAUCCCAAUUACGGAAAUAAACGAAUACCUUACCUGCAAACUUUGUAAGGGUUACUUCAUAGACGCCACGACAAUCAUUGAAUGUCUUCAUACCUUCUGUCGAAGUUGUAUAGUGAAAUAUUUGGAGAACAAUAAGUAUUGUCCAGUAUGUGAUGUUCAGGUCCACAAAACUAAGCCUUUACUUAACAUUAGACCUGAUAAGACGCUGCAAGAUAUUGUUUACAAACUAGUCCCUCGACUUUUUCAAAAUGAGAUGUGUAAGAGGCGUGAAUUCUACACUUCUCACCCUGAAGUGCGCCCUUCUAAUUUGGAACAGUGUGGUGAAGUUUCAUACCAACAUAUUUUGAGCCCUGAUGAAACAAUUUGUAUAUCUUUAAACUAUCACGGUCAUAGUGGGCCUCCAAGAUAUUUACGAUGCCCGGCAGCAAUAUCUGUGGUGCACAUACAGAAACUUUUAAGAGCGAAAUACGACCUUUGCAAAAACCACCGCAUAGACAUUUUGCACAAUCAGGACUGUCUCAAUUCUCACCUCACUCUUAUGGAUAUCGCCUACAUUUACCUGUGGCGGCGGAAGGGUCCUCUAGAUUUGACCUACAGGAUAUACGAAAACACAGCUAAGAGGCUAAAACUCGACUCAAAUUCAUCCAUUUCAGCGACUGAAGAAGACGAAUCAUCAGAAACAAAGAACGAAUGGAAAGAAGUGCAGUUGAGAAUAAGUGAGACUGGCGAAAUGUGUGUAACAGGUGUCGAUAACACUACGAUACUCAACGAAGAAGUAGCAAAGGGUAACAUGAUUGAGAUGAAAAGUGAAGAAACGUCUUCGAAAAAAGACAUACCUCCGUUAAAACCAAUCACCAAAACCAGUGUUACUAAUACAUGUGUUAAAAAUAAAAGUAUUUGCUCUGAAGAGGCAAAACCGAACGCAACAACGACAGCAUCACAAUUAGCAACAACAACAACAACAAUAACCACAAUAAAUACUCCUUGCACUUCCGGUUCUUCAAACAUCACAUUCGCUUCGUUUGUAACAACCAGCACUUUGGCAGGUGCAGGGGGCACACGAAGUACCACAACUUGCACUUAUACGACCCUGAGUUCAGUCACAAGUUGCACGACGUCUCGCAGUAACGAUGGUGUCGGCAAUGUCGUCAAAGAUGAAAAGAAAAAGACAACGCCCUCUCCUAAUGCUGUCGAAGAUGUCUCUUCAAUUUCCGUGGUGCCUUCCGAAGACAAACAAUCAAAGAGGAAAAACUCCGGAGACGCCGAAGGCGAACCACCCUCGAAACAGCCCAAACCCACUAUUUUGAAUCAUUCUUUAGCACUUCAGGGCAUUUCUUUGAAGCAACAAAGUCCAAAGACUACAGAAAAUGGGAGUAAAGAUGUCCCUAUCGUUGCCAAAACGACCACGUCAAGUAAUGUUAUAAUUCGAAGUGUUACGACAGUUGUCCCGCCUAUUAACGUCCCUGCAACUUCCACGGCCCCUUCAACAUCUAAUAAGCCGAUAAUAAUCAAUAAAAGUUAUGCGAUAACCAGACCCACAACUCCCGCUAAAAAAUGGUCAAGUAAGACCACAGGUCCCGUUAGUGUGCCUUGCUACACCCCGAAAACCACGUAUAAUUCCGUUCUCAACGUUCCCCGAGUGUCUGCCGUCAUUACAAGAACAGAUCCAAAACCAUCAACGUCAACACCCAACACUAAAAACACUUCCCAAUCGUCUAACGCUGUUAACGUUCAAACGUCAUCAAUUGACACCAAAAGUUCGGAAUUUAAACCUACUACUGUUGCUCAGGCAACAGUAAACAAUAAAUCGUCAGUUAAAGGAUCUAAAACGACAGCGGUUCCGUUAGGGGCAUACAGAACAUUGCGCGAACCUCCGAAGUCGUGGAAUUCGCAGAUAUCGAAAGCACAUGUCCAAAAAACAGGCGUGGACGUUAAAGCAGGUGAAUCUAAGAACGCAAAACCUGCAAAGUUUUUCAAAAUGAGGAACAACAUACCCAGAUAUUUGGGCAAUCCUGCGUCUGGAGUAAAACCUAUGUACCAAGUGCACUGCAGUCCUGAAAAGGACAAAGCCAGUUCCUCCGAAGUAAAUAGCAAACCCGAGAGCAAAACGGAGAUCAAAAAACAUUCUAUCGUUAAGAUCGAUCCAAAAACAUUGAAACCCAUCUCCGAAAAAGCUCCUGAAACUACAAGUCUAAGUAAUCAGUCGGAUUUGAAGAUCAACACUAGUUCGGUACCGAUAUUCAAUCCGUUGAAGUUGCAAAACUCUCCGAAAAACGAGAGAAAGUCACCUAAAAGUCCCCAUUCACCUCCCAAAAUUAAAACAUCCUCGCCCACGUCAAAGCGGGAUAAACUCAGUUUAAACUUUACACCGCCUAAUCCUUUUGUACCCAAUUUAACAUCACCAACGCUUAAUCCAAAUCAAUUUCUUUACUCAGCUGUACCCCCAGGAUUUCCCGCUUACGAUCCGCGAGUCGUUGCAGCUUAUCACAAUUUACUUUACGGUCAAGCACUUCCGUUUCCGCCCAAUCCAGUACCACGACUCAAUCUCGAACUUAACCAACGGAAAUGUUUCGAGUCACCGGGGAGUCCUAAAAUAUCGUCGGUUUGUUCCAUAACGUCCUCUGAAAGUAUGUUGUAUAGUUGCCCCAAAAUGUCUGGAAUCUCGCCACAAACUAGUCCUCGGCUACCCCCUGAUAGUAACAUGCUGAAACCUACCACUUUUGCCUCGACGACAAGCCAAAAUCAUAUGAAGCAUUACAACGUUUCGUCAGUGACCAUGACUAGUCCAAGGACAUCUACUUCAACGGAUCAAAGUUCGACUUCGAAUUCAAAAUCUUCCGGACAUCAUAAUAUGAGUCAGAAUCAGUCCCUUUUGAAAUCUUCUAGUAGUAGUGAGAGUCAGAAGGACGAGAAAGUGGACCAAACAAACACCCAGUUGAACCCUAGAAUUCCCACGUCCCGUUGUCAGGACUUAAGUCAAUCCAGUUCUAAAAAUUCCGCAAAGAAUUCUUCAAAGAGAAACAACGGUAAAGAUGGCGUUAAGCCAGAAAAGAGUUUAGAAAAUGCAGUGGAAAAGCUAACCCAGAGUAAAACAAAAGAAAACGCUAUUGCUCAAAAAAAUAACGACAGGAUUGCUGAAAAAAAUAAGAACGAAAAACUUUCAGAAAAUGAUGCUGCUAUCAACACCGCAAAUAAAUUUACUCCUACCACUACUGACGAAAAAAGUAUUACAGAGCCGGACUCUAAGAAGAAAUUAAAGGAAGAAAAAAGUGAAAUGGUUAAUGGCAGGCUUACAACUUCAAACGGGUCAUUAGAAUCGAAGAGUCUACGAAGUAAUGAUAAGGAAACGAAAAAUUGCGAAGAGAAACGGGAUUCGAACGGAAAUCUACCAGCAAAGAAACUGUUGGAUAAUCGUAACUGUGAUGAAAAGACGCACGACGACGCGAAAGACACGUCAACGGCGAAGGAAACCGCUGAAGAUAAAAAAUUACAAAAGACUACUGAAAACAGUGAUUUGGGAAAUAAUAAUGGAAACUUGCUUGUUCAGACUGACACUAAACGUUAAAGUUAAGGACAAAGGAAAAUCGAGAACAUUAUAUUUAUUUGCCUACCGGUAGGUCUUCAUCACUCCUGUUAUACCAUACGGUGUGUAUAUUUGGUAAAGUACAAACGUUACUAUUGUGGCUCAAAAUGAAGUUUGAUUUUAAUUUUCUCAAAAUUACUAGGGACCCGAAUAGAGCGUACAAAGAUUUCUGCAUUUUGUUGAGAUUUGUGGCCCUAAACUUUUGUGACGCCUCCGGUAGUUCGAAUUCUCUUUCUUUGUAAAAACAAAAGUGGUGAUAAUUUUUCGUAGGUUUUAUGUAAUUUGUUUUUCAUAUCAGGGAAAGUGCCUGCAUGUAUUAAGUAGCAUUGUUUUUUAUUUGAAUUAAUUUUAUUUGUUUUUUAUGAGUACGGUGCCUUUUACCGAAACUAAAUGACCUUGAAUGAGAAAAAAAAUAUGAGAAAAUAAUGAAAAAUACACCAAUUCUACUAAUCUCUAUUUUAAAAAUACUCGCUUCUUAGUUGGGCAGUCUUUUCUGUUACGCUUCUUUGAAAAUAUUUGUAAUUAGUUGUGUGAAUAAGUUUUCAUUUUUAGAUGCAGUUUAAUCCCAAGGCUAAAUUAUACUGAGGUCGACAAUUUCGUGUUUGUUUUUUACACUUCCUAAGAAAACUACUGUGUAGAGACAGAAAUAAUAUUUUAAUUCCUUAUCAUCAAAAAUAUAUUUUUGAUGACUUCAUAAAUCGCCUUUUCAUUAUAAUGGCGUGGUAAUUUUAGGACAGCCUGUAUAUAAUUUUUAUACUGUUAAUUUAUUCAGAAUGAAAUGUUUCUGAUAAAAACGUAUUAUUAUUUUUUUGUUAAUAAGACCUGAGUAGAUGGCAUUAUUAUUAUUAUGUUGUAGCCGAAG
Messenger RNA from Agrilus planipennis (emerald ash borer), 4882 nucleotides. Its product is annotated as mucin-5AC. Gene Ontology annotation, molecular function: promoter-specific chromatin binding. The coding region runs from base 421 to 4002 and encodes 1193 amino acids. NCBI's taxonomy places the organism in Eukaryota, Metazoa, Arthropoda, Insecta, Coleoptera, Buprestidae. Gene Ontology annotation, cellular component: PRC1 complex. The record is from RefSeq and is a predicted model, not a curated record. Gene Ontology annotation, biological process: negative regulation of transcription by RNA polymerase II. The transcript has 6 exons.